UCCGGUCUUUUUUCCGGGCGGAAGUGGGCGAAGCGCAGAGGGGAAAACAGCCCUCCUCUCCGAUGAAGGAGUACAGUUGAAGAAGCAACGAAGGGUCGAGGAGUCGUUUGUGAGGAUGACCCGGCACGGCAAGAACUGCACGGCGGGGGCCGUCUAUACCUACCACGAGAAGAAGAAGGACACAGCGGCCUCCGGUUACGGGACCCAGAACAUUCGACUGAGCCGGGAUGCUGUCAAGGACUUCGACUGCUGCUGCCUCUCCCUGCAGCCCUGCCACGACCCCGUCGUCACCCCAGACGGUUACCUGUAUGAGCGUGAGGCAAUCCUGGAGUACAUCCUGCAUCAGAAGAAGGAGAUCGCCCGGCAGAUGAAGGCCUAUGAGAAGCAGCGGGGUGCCCGGCGUGAGGAGCAGAAAGCGCUGCAGCUGGCCGCGGCGCAGGACCAGGUGCGCGGCUUCCUGGAGAAGGAGGCGGCCAUCGUGAGCCGGCCCCUCAACCCCUUCACGCCCAAGGCCAUCCCCGGGGACAGUCCAGACGAUGCGCGACCCGGCUCCAGUGCCGGCCCCACAGGCAAGGACAAGGACAAAGCACUGCCCAGCUUCUGGAUCCCGUCGCUCACCCCCGAGGCCAAGGCCACCAAGCUGGAGAAGCCUUCGCGCACCGUGACCUGCCCGAUGUCCGGGAAGCCGCUGCGCAUGUCUGACCUGACACCCGUGCGCUUCACGCCGCUGGAUAGCUCUGUGGACCGCGUGGGGCUCAUCACGCGCAGUGAGCGCUACGUGUGCGCUGUGACCCGAGACAGCCUAAGCAACGCCACGCCUUGCGCUGUCCUGAGGCCCUCGGGGGCUGUGGUCACCCUGGAGUGCGUGGAGAAGUUGAUUCGGAAAGACAUGGUAGACCCCGUGAACGGGGAGAAGCUGACGGACCGGGACAUCAUCGUGCUGCAGCGGGGCGGGACAGGCUUCGCGGGCUCCGGAGUGAAGCUGCAGGCCGAGAAGUCCAGGCCGGUGAUGCAAGCCUGAGUGCGCAGGAGACCGAAUAAACAGGCUUGGACUCACUG
Molecule: messenger RNA, 1059 nt
Organism: Suricata suricatta (meerkat)
Lineage: Eukaryota; Metazoa; Chordata; Mammalia; Carnivora; Herpestidae
Gene: NOSIP
Product: nitric oxide synthase interacting protein
Exons: 9
Coding region: 116-1021 (301 amino acids)
Cellular component (GO): nucleus
Molecular function (GO): ubiquitin protein ligase activity
Source: RefSeq, a predicted model, not a curated record